CAUAAGAUUGCCAGUCUAACAACACAGACUGACGAUUUAUCGCCAUAUAUAAAGAGGAAGCCAGAAGUCGGACUUUGUUGUGGGUUGUUUAAGGAGGUAUCUCUGAUCUUUACUUGUCUUGACUCAUCAAAAUGGCGGUGAAUCAGCAACGAAAGCGAGCCAUGAAAAGGCUGAUGCAGGACUACGAGGAAUUACAGAAAGAGCCGGUGGAAAACGUGUCCGCCAUGCCACUGGACGCGAACGUGUUCGAAUGGCACUGUAACUUCAAACACGACGAUAUUAUUUACCACCUCCUGCUCUUCUUCACGGAGAAGUACCCGUAUGAGUCGCCCAGCGCGGAGUUUGUUCCUGUCGGCUUCCAGUAUAACAGUGGCGCCACCAUGGCGGGAAAAGUGGGCACAAAGGUCUGUCUGAACAUUUUCUCGGACUUUGCGUACAUCCAUACUGAGUGGAAGGACCAGAAGUCCGUGGGCUGGUCCCCGGGAUACACAGUGCAGACCAUUCUUCUGAACGUUGUGGCAUUUCUCGCAGAAACACAGUCUGGAGACUCGGCGUGGAUGAAAAGCGCCUCGGAUCACAACCGGAAGCUAUCUAAGGGAUACAAAUGCGACUGUGGUCAUACGUAUGCAAAACCCCUUCCAGCAUUUGAUGUUGGUAAACCAGAAAAAGCCGAGGGAAAGAAGAAGAAAGGCAAGCAAGCAAAAGUGGCAGCUAGCGAUGAAACUUCGCCUGAAAUUAUAGACUAUGCAUCAAAAGAGCGCUUCGACAAGGCAGCAAAACCGAAGACAAAGGACGAGUUGUUUGGGUAUGGGUUGAUUGUGUCCGGUCCAUCACAUCGCCCAGCAUUAACCACUCCCUGCGAGUUCAUCAAGCUGGAAUCCUAUGAAGCUAUGAAGAAAGCCAUUGGCACUGUCAAGAGUGUCAUGAAAGAGGACAUCAAAUUUUUCCUCCCGAUGUACAUCACUCCCAAUCACGGCGCAAUGAUCAAAGAGACAUUCGAGAACUGUUUGAACGAGGUUGCGGCCAUUUUGCCAAAAUGCAAACCGAACAAAACACCGAUUCCGGAACUUGUCAUAAAGGUCAUCCCCAAUCUGAUGAGCGCCACUGUCGUGGAGUUCUCUAAAGGGACACAACACACUAGCGACAAUAGCCUUAACGGAUACUUCUCCUUACAUCGACUUUUACUGUGGGCGUUAGACAUUUACCCGGAAUUACAAGGCGAGAUAGACAAUAGACUUAAGAAAUUCAUUGAUGAUGUCGGUGAGAGGAGCAAAAAGGCGUGUCCCCACAUCGGAGAAUGGCUGAUGUUGCUGGCGGCUUCUUUCAAAUAUACAUGGCAGGACGCUGCCUGGGCUUAUUUGUCUGAAAGUUUCAAAAGGAACGUCAUGUGGUAUGUGAAAGAAGACGCCAAACUGGGCAUGCUCGAUACCGACAAGGACUACCGCAUCCGGGAAACUUUGCAAAGAACGUUGGUUAGCCGGAAGUUGUUAGCUUUCCAGGUGCUCUUUCUAGACAUUGCAAUGCCAAAGGGCAAGUCUAGAGCAGACCUUGUCAAACGGUACGAUGCUAAUCUUGGCUUUCCAACAGAGGAGAUGGUGAAACAAAUGAAAGAGUCAAUACAACUCAUAAAAAACAUGGAAACAUACUCCGAUUGGUUCAAGGUCCUGAAGAUCAAGCCCCUCAGGGAUGACGAGGUGUUUGACAAGUUGGUGUCCGCCGUCAAGUACGCCAUUGAUACAAACGGCUACCACUGGUCCUUCUGGAAGACCGGGGGAGGGUGGGGCGAGGUCCUGAGGCGCUACAAACCCUACACAAAGAAGGAAGAUAAAGACAGCGGUAAAAGAAAAAGCGAGGAUACGGAGGAUGGACCUAGUGCCAAGAAAAAACCCGCCCUCAAAAAGGAGGUGUCAAAGCCCAAGGGGCGGGGCCGAGGAGGUAAACAGCCCGCAGCCAAGCCCGCGGGUAGAGGGGCCAAAAAGGGGAAGGAUGAGCCUGCAGAGGCGCCCGCGGGGAGAGGCCGUGGACGGGGCCAGAAACGAAAAGCGGAAGAGGCCGCACCCGUGGGGCGGGGGAGGGGAGGGAAGAAAAAGAAGUGAUAGAGUGAUUUAUAUUCAUAUCUCUCGAAUAUGAAAGAUUGAUUUAAUAGUUUGUGUUAUUUGUUAUUUUUGUUUAGCAGUGUGCAAUUUUAGAUAACUUUUUUUGAGCAUCAUACUUGCACUUUUGGUGUAUGUAAUUUUUAUACAUGACCAUAAAACUUAUAAUAUAUUUGUACAUAUAUAGAUUAUGUACAUGUAGAGCAUUCGUAUUUUGUUUAUCAAAUGAACCUGGAUUUUUAAAUAGAUUGAAGACAUGUUUAAUGUUUUACAAUUGAUGGAAAAAU
Molecule: messenger RNA, 2380 nt
Organism: Magallana angulata
Lineage: Eukaryota; Metazoa; Mollusca; Bivalvia; Ostreida; Ostreidae
Exons: 7
Coding region: 132-2096 (654 amino acids)
Source: RefSeq, a predicted model, not a curated record